GUGACUCGAUCUGUCAUGUGAUCGGUCGAUUUCAAAAUGGCGAUCAUCUCUGCAGUUGCUGGAUUGUUGUGCUUGUUUACUGUAUUUACACUGGGCGAGUGUCGAUACGAGCCGAACUGGCAGUCCAUAGACUCGAGGCCCCUGCCAAGCUGGUAUGAUGAGAGUAAGAUCGGUAUCUUUAUUCACUGGGGAGUGUUUUCCGUGCCCAGUUACGUGGACGAGUGGUUCUGGUAUUACUGGAAGGGCCCCACACCAGUCAAGAGCGUCGUCAAGUUUAUGGAAGACAACUACCGGCCAGGUUUUACGUAUGCAGACUUUGCACCACAUUUCACAGCCGAGUUCUUCAGCCCCUAUCGAUGGGCAGACAUUUUCCAAGCGUCAGGAGCACGCUACGUGGUGUUUGUGAGCAAGCACCAUGAAGGCUUCACCAACUGGCCUUCCAAGGCAUCCUUCAACUGGAACUCGAUGGAUGUGGGUCCCCGAAGGGAUAUUGUAGGGGAGUUAACUAAUGCAAUCCGCAACAGCACUGACUUGAGGAUGGGCGUCUAUCACUCGCUGUUUGAGUGGUUCAAUCCUCUCUUCAAUGCUGAUAAAGCCAACAAGUUCAAGACACAGGACUUUGUCACGCACAAGACAGGACCCGAAUUGUACGAGCUGGUCAACAAAUACAAACCUGACAUUAUCUGGUCUGAUGGAUGUCCGGCAAACAGCUCUUACUGGAACUCCACACAGUUCUUGGCCUGGCUCUACAAUGACAGCCCAGUGAAGGACACCGUGGUGACCAAUGACCGAUGGGGGUCGGACACGGGCUGCAAACAUGGCGGCUUCUUCACCUGCUCUGACCGCUACAACCCAGGAUUCCUCCAGAAACACAAGUGGGAGAACUGCCUGACGCUGGACAAAAAGUCGUGGGGCUACCGUCGCGAGGCCGUGCUGGCCGACUACAUGACCAUGAAGGAGCUCACUAAGACACUGGCAGAGACAAUCAGCUGUGGGGGCAACAUGCUCAUCAAUGUGGGCCCCACACACGACGGACGGAUUGUCCCGGUCUUCGAGGAACGUCUGAGGCAGCUGGGGGCGUGGCUGAAAGUGAAUGGGGAAGCUGUGUACUCCUCCAAGCCAUGGUCCCACCAGAACGAUACAGUCACACCCAACGUGUGGUACACGAUGAAGAAGUCGACAUCCGCCCCCUUUCAGACGUCCAUCUAUGCCUUCGUGCUUGACUGGCCUAAGGGAAGCAUCCUUGGUCUUGAUGCUCCGAGGGUCACCAAGCAGACCAAUGUCACGUUGCUAGGCUACCCAAAACCUUUGACCUACAUGCCUAACCCCACAGGGUCAGGGGUCAUGAUUGACAUUCCUGAGAUUGGAUUUAAUGAGAUGCCGUGUGACUAUGCCUGGAUCUUCAAAAUGACGAACCUGGCUAACUGAUGGACCUUGCUAACUAGUUAAUUGUUUGACAACAUAUCUAUCUGUAACCAGCAGAGGGCACCUCUUUAUCAAUGAGGAGUCAAUUCUUUAUUAAUAAGGGGUUUAUUCUUCAUCAGUAAGGGGCACAUGUAACCUGGUUGUUUUGAGGUAGUUCGCUGUCUGGACUUCUAUGAACUUCGGUUCAAAUCCCAGAUUUGCUCUGAUUAACAUUCUAGGUUUGUCUACACAUGAGUUUCACCAAAGUGGAAAUCUUUAAGCACCAGCAUCACAUUAUAUCUCACUUUAAACUGACACACAGGGAUAGAAUUAGAAUACUAUUCAAACCGGCAUUUAUCCAAACUCUAUCCUAUUGUUGAGAUGAGAUGCAUGAGAUCUUAUUGCUCUCUGCUACUGUGCAUAGAUCUGAGGACAUCCUAUUACAGGUCAGUCGGGUAGCCUAGCGGUUAAAGCGUUGGCUCAUCACGCCGAAGACCCGGGUUCGAUUCCCGACAUGGGUACAAUGUGUGAAGCCCAUUUCUGUUGUCCCCCGCCGUGAUAUUGCUGGAAUAUUGCUAAAAGCGGUGUAAAACCAUACUCACUCACUCACUCACUUUAAACUGACACACAGGGAUAGAAUUAGAAUACUAUUCAAACCAGCAUUUAUCCAAACUCUGUCCUAUUGUUGAGAUGAGAUACAUGAGAUGUUAUGGCUCUCUGCUACUGUGCAUAGAUCUGAGGACAUCCUAUUACAGGUCACGUCAGAAUGACCUUUCAUCCGACCAAUCAGAGUGUUGCUACGGUAUUGUAAACGUGAAAGUCUGAAUACAUUUCAUAAUCAUGCAAACGGUUAACAGGGGUUUUCCCAAUAACAGUUAAUGGUUGUCCAGCUGAUUCUGUCAAAGUCAUCGUCUAUCUCUUCCUUCAAAGGGAUAAACAUUUGAAACAGAAACUAUUGUAAUGCAAUCUCACCUUUCCAUCAUACAUUCCCAAAUUUUGUUUGUUCAUUUUGCAAAUUUUAAAUCAAGAAUGGUAUCAAACUACUUUUCAUUCCUUGACUGAAAUGAAAGUCUCCACUUUGAAACUGGUACCGUUAUCCUUGAGAAAGCGGCUUUCUGAUUGGCUUAUUGUGAGUUCCUGGUAAUCUUGUCAUUGGUCGCUCAAAGUUUGUGAAGGGUUGUUCUGAUGUGAGUUGUCAUGGGAGAUGGUCAGAUCUUUUUAUGAGAUUGUGAUUUUACUGUUAGCUCCUGUGCGUGAUGGUAAACAAUUUGACCAUAAAUGAUUCUUUGUUUCUGGGUCUAAUGGGUGUUCCACUCAGGUAUUUCAUCAUCAUGCUUUUCUAGGAAGCUUGUUGGUCAUAAUAUACUUUUAUUUUAUUUUCAUCAAAUCAAACUAUAUUUGUCACACAUGCCAACUUAGAACUGCUAGUUUUGAAACGUUCUAUGCCAUGAUCCAGAUUUAUACAUAAGAAUGAAUAUUUCUGACAGGUGAAAUACUUGAAGGUCCUGAUAUCAUUGCAGUAAACUACGUUUAAAACGAACAUGAUAAUAAGGGACUGACGGAUAUAACGAACUGUCCUUUGUGGUCACAGCAACUUGCUGUAUAUAUAGUGUAUACACCAUUAAUACUAACAACUAUAACGAACUAGAAUUAGAGCUCCCUUUGAGUUCGAUAUAUCCGUAGUUUUCUGUAUUCCAAAUUUAUUAUUUUGCUUGUGGCUCUACACAGGCACUCAGUGUUAUUUAUACGCGAACUGAUUAGCAUGUUUCACCCACAUCUCCUUUUUAUGAGUUUUCAGAAUAGGGGCGCCUUUAGCUUACGUUCACUGGUGUAUAUCCAGAGACUGUGUAUCUGUGUCUGUGUAUAUGAACAUUGGUUUUUAACAUUUACAAUGCCUGUUUCAACUAAUUUUUACAAUUCCAUCAAAAAGUCUGCGCAAACUUCCUACAUGGUCGACGCGAAAAACUGACUGAUCUGUUUUUUAACCUGGUUAGAAAUGUCUGACAUACAGAAGGUUAGUCCAAAAUAUAUGUUGCCAGCAUUUGAUUAUACUCAUGUAAUAUAUUGACUGCUGAUGUUGGUUAUACUGGGAUGCUAUAUCUCGGGCGUCAUGAACGCCACACAUUCCGCUGCUGAGUACAGUUUUCUUACACAUAUUUUCAGAUCUUAUUUUGUGAUAAAAUGUUUUCAACUCAA
This is a messenger RNA of Haliotis rufescens (red abalone), 3600 nucleotides long. RefSeq names its product alpha-L-fucosidase-like. The transcript has 8 exons. The record is from RefSeq and is a predicted model, not a curated record. Gene Ontology annotation, cellular component: lysosome. Gene Ontology annotation, molecular function: alpha-L-fucosidase activity. Gene Ontology annotation, biological process: fucose metabolic process; glycoside catabolic process. Bases 37 to 1428 code for a protein of 463 amino acids. Lineage: Eukaryota; Metazoa; Mollusca; Gastropoda; Lepetellida; Haliotidae.